AUGUCGAAACGAACUGGAGGAACAGCCAAAGGGGAUGUCAAGGUCAACGAGAUUGCAGCAACCUCUGAGGUAACUCGUCUCCUUGCCGAAGACAAAGUCCCCUGGUAUCGCAAGAAGAAUCUGCGUCGUCUCUACAUGUUUCUCAUGCCAUCUGCCCUCGGCGUCGAAAUCACGACAGGCAACGUACUGAACGGCCUGCAAGCCGUCGACAAAUGGCAAGAGCACUUCAACCACCCCACCAGCGCAAUGCUGGGCCUCGUGUCCGCCGCAAUAUCUAUUGGAUCUGUCGCUGCAGUCCCCUUUAUCCCACUUUGCAAUGAUCGAUGGGGCCGGAAGUUCAGUGUAAUUUUCGGAUCCCUCAUCGUCGUCAUCGGAGUGAUUAUCCAAACAGCUGCAGCGAAUGUCGGGAUGCUGAUCGCGUCGCGCAUUAUUAUCGGAUUCGGACUUGCUCUUGCGCUUUCCGGCGCGGCACAACUGUUGACAGAGCUCUGUUACCCCAAGGAACGCGCAAUUAUGGUGGGGUGUUUUCAGAUCUCCUGGUACAUCGGCUCUGUCCUGGCGGCGGGGACAACGCUGGGGACGUUCAACUGGCCUAAUCAGUGGAGUUGGAGACUUCCAACAUUGUUCCAGAUCUUGCCGUCGAUCCUUCAAAUAGCAUUUAUUUGGUUCGUUCCGGAAUCCCCCCGCUGGCUCAUCUCCCGCGACCGCCACGACGAGGCUCUGUCGAUCUUGAGAACCUACCACGGUGAAGGCGAUGAGACCUCAGCCUUUGUGGCAGCCGAGUUCCUCCAGAUCCGCGAGACCCUGCGGCAGGAAAAAGAAGCCUCUUCCUCCCCCUGGCGCGAACUCAUCAGCACAAAGACCAAUCUCCGCCGUGUCACAGUCGCCUUCUGCGUUGGCCUCUUCUCGCAAUGGGCUGGCAAUGGCCUGGUCAGCUACUACCUGGCCAAGGUUCUCUCGACAAUCGGAAUCAAGGAGCGCCUGACCCAACAGCAGAUCAACGUCGGGCUCAGCUGCUGGAACCUCGUCACCGGCGCCGCUGCCGCAAGUCUAGGCACCAAUUACCUCCCGCGCCGAACCCAACUCCUCACCGGCUUUGGCAGCAUGUGCAUCAUCUUUUCCUGCUGGACAGCCGCCUCGGCCGUCUUUACAAACUCUACAGACGCCAACGGCGAAAACGGGAACAACUCCGCCGCGACGGCCGUUGUCGCGUUGAUCUUCAUCUACUACGCCUUCUACAACCUCAUGAUGCCGCUGCAGUAUCUGUACGUGAGCGAGGUGUUCCCCUUCCUGCAGCGAUCCAAGGGAAUUGCAAUCAUGCAGUUGUCAAACAAGGGCGGGACCGGGUUCAAUCAGUUUGUCAACCCGAUUGGGCUGGAGGAUCUGGGAUGGCGGUAUUAUCUGGUUUAUGUGGUGAUCCUUGCGGCAGAAACAGGGGUUAUCUGGCUGCUGUAUCCGGAGACGAGGGGUGUUUCGUUGGAAGAGGUUGCGGUUGUUAUGGAGGGAGAUGAUGCGCGGGUGGAGAGGGUUGAGGGGAAGAGGGUCGACGAUGUUUAG
Molecule: messenger RNA, 1557 nt
Organism: Aspergillus calidoustus
Lineage: Eukaryota; Fungi; Ascomycota; Eurotiomycetes; Eurotiales; Aspergillaceae
Source: the annotation of a GenBank genome assembly